Sodiomyces alkalinus F11 is the source of this 1815-nucleotide messenger RNA. Its product is annotated as Ppx/GppA phosphatase. Gene Ontology annotation, biological process: regulation of transcription by RNA polymerase II. The transcript is spliced from 3 exons. Lineage: Eukaryota; Fungi; Ascomycota; Sordariomycetes; Glomerellales; Plectosphaerellaceae. Bases 1 to 1815 code for a protein of 604 amino acids. The record is from RefSeq and is a predicted model, not a curated record.
AUGGCCAAUCGUUCUGACAUCAUCACGAUUGAUAAUCUCGACGCACGGCUGCCACCAUGGGACCCCGUAGGUCCCAGUCAUCUCUUUGCUCUGGUCGACAUGGGAAGUAAUGGUAUUCGCUUCUCCAUCUCGGACCUGGCGCCUUCCCAGGCUCGCCUUCUGCGCUGUAUCUACCGCGAACGCGCCGCCAUUUCACUCUUCGAUGCCCUCGGUUCCAGCUGCAGUAGCGAUAGCGAUACUAGCGACGGCCUUGGUCACCAGCCCCUGUCAUUCCCACCUGAGACGAUAGUCCAGGUGUCCCAGACUGUCGCCCGCUUCCGCCGCAUUGCCGACUCCUAUGAUGUCCCUCUCGCCCAUUUCUCUGUCCUCGCUACCGAGGCUAUGCGCCGUGCGUCCAACGCCGCCGUCAUGCUCGACGCCAUCCGAGCCGCUGCCGGCGUCGGUGUCCACGUUCUCGCUCCUGAGGUUGAGACUCUGUUCGGCGCCGUCAUGGGAUCCCGUUCUACCUUGGUUGACAUCUCUCGCGGUGGACUCUUCCUUGAUCUUGGUGGUGGCUCCGUCCAGAUGACAUGGGUCGAUACACGGCUGCCCGCAUACGAAGUAGCUGCCGCGACCGCAGGCGAGAGCAUGCCUUUCGGCGCGGCCCGACUGAUCAAAGUGCUCGAGGGAUCAUCCGCCAAGGUCCGCACCAUGGAAACGACCAAACUGCGAACCAGUAUGCGGGCUGCCUUUUCCAAGAUUUGCGACAAAUUUCCGGCGUUAAGCCACUCAAUCGAGACCAUGAAAGCGAGCCGGGUAGAGGCUGAGGGGCAUCGUCAAGGCAUCGAUGUGUACCUUUGUGGCGGGGGCUUUAGGGGCUAUGGAUGCAUGCUGAUGCACAACGACCCCAUCCAACCCUACCCCAUCCCAUCUGUCGGGACAUAUACCGUUAGCGGCGAAUACUUCAAGCAGGUUGAUAGAAUGCGCCGAUUCAACGCGGAGCACGACGGCAAGAUUUACGGCAUGUCUAGUCGCAGGCGCCAGCAGUUUCCUGCCAUCGCCGAAGUCGUCGAGGCCUUGAUUGACACCGUCCCCUGGAUCCGGACCGUGACCUUCUGCGCCGGCUCCAACCGGGAUGGUGCACUUUACAUGAAACUGCCCAAGCACAUACGAGAGAGCAAUCCCCUAGAGGUCCUAGCUGGCAUCAACCCCUCUGAUAUGCCUGUGGCGCAAGCCAUUCUGCAGACAUUGUUCAAUGCCGUUCCUGUUGACGUUGAUUUAUCGAAAACUCCUACCAUCUUCUCGCUCGGCCUAGGCCUACUCUUUGCUCGCCAGAUCUGGGUUCACCAGGGGGAGGAUGAUGGCGCCAACGCCUCAUACGCGCUACACGAAGCUGUCACGAGAGAUCCCAGUGCACCUGGUCUUACCCACCUUGCUCGAGCUGUGCUUGGCUUGACUGUCUGCGCUCGCUGGGGAGCAAAUCUUGGCGCUAUCGAUGCCCAGCUAUACAGGAAUCUCAGAGGACUCCUUGAGGGAGUGGACUCCGACGCCGGCUUCUGGGCCGAUUACCUAGGUGCUGUUUCGGGCAUCAUUGUUGACGUUCUCCCGGCUUGGCCCAGGUCAGAAGAUAUAGUACCGCAUAUUUUGAAAUUCGAGGCAGCAUUGGACGAGACAAAGAAAGGUCGGGACAGAAUAAACCUGACAGUGAGAGUCUCUCCACAGGCAGUCCAGGGUUUGGAUACCGAGAGUCUCCUUGGCCGACUGGUUAAAUUAUUAAAAAGAAACAAGACCUCCGAAAAAAGGGUAAAGGUCCGAAUCGAAGAGAUGAGCCAUUAG